This is a messenger RNA of Drosophila subobscura, 1179 nucleotides long. RefSeq lists its product as uncharacterized. Lineage: Eukaryota; Metazoa; Arthropoda; Insecta; Diptera; Drosophilidae. Gene Ontology annotation, molecular function: carbohydrate binding; galactoside binding. The transcript is spliced from 3 exons. The record is from RefSeq and is a predicted model, not a curated record. The coding region runs from base 464 to 1000 and encodes 178 amino acids.
UAUUGACUCAGCGAGCGAGCGCGAUAGCAGGCCAGACGGAACAGCACCGCGCCGCCUCACGGUUUCAAGAAAUCUCGUAACCGGACAAACAAAUAUGUACUUCGCUUGCGUUCCCAGCCUAAAGUACUUUACCCGUGACGUCGGAGUGCGAUCUUUAGCCUGAUAUCGUUUUUCCCUUAAAAUAGCCGCCUUUUUGUUAACCGUCGAACAGUAUUGCCCGAGCCCGCCGAGUGCUAAGUACUCUGUCAAUCAGUACUUAGAGUUAUAAUCCAAUUGUUACCGUUGGCAACUGCAUUUACAAGCCCAAAGCAAACUACUUGUCAACAUUUCGCCGGACAUAAUUUACAAUUACACACCGCUGCAGCCGCUAAAAAUAAACUCUGCGAGGCGUGUCAGCGGGCCAAGCCAAAGCGCAUUUCAUCCCAUACAAGAGACAGAAAUUCCGAGCACAGAGCCAUCCAAAAUGCCUGAUGUAAAGUUUUUAGCGGUGCUGCCCAACAAUGCCAACGCUUCGGACAGCGUAACAAAGUUAACCAUCAGCGGCACCCUGCUCCAGCAACCUCAGCAAUUCUCGGUGAACUUUGUGAACAGUCCAGUGUGUACAGACAACAUCACAUAUCACUUCAAGGUGGUGAUCCCCACACAGACGAUCAUCGAGAACUACAAGAGGAACGGCGAGUGGAGCAGCCUGCAGCAGGAACACUACCUUAACAUAUUCGAUGGUACAGGCGGUGAUAGUGAUAAGACCCUGACCCAAAGCUUUGCCAGUAUUAUGAACGAGAUUGAUGAGGCGUUCCAACUUUCAUCCACAGAAUCAACCUUUCGCCUAGAGUUUACAUUCGAUUAUGAUAAUUCCACAAUGAUCGUGUACCAGGUCAGGGAAACGGGUCACAAUUUCAUAAGCAAAUACGAGACGCUCUUCUCGCUCUCCGAAAUCCAGGCGAUUCAGGUCUGGGGAGAUGUGCAAAAGGUCAAUCAGUUCGCCCUCAGCUAUGAUUGAUACAGGGACAGAUCAGACCCCCAAGUCGAACGAAUCUUACCAAAAAUAUUCACGUAAACAUUGGGGCCAGCCCCAGCCUGCCAUCUGCUUUAUAGCGCACCUACAAAAACCGAUGGCUCCAGUGUGCAAUACCAAAUGAAAUACACAUACACAAUACAAGUAUCGUUUUUAUCCAUAAA